UACCCUGAAUUGUGUCAUCAAACGUUCCUUAUUUGUUAAGUUUCACAAGACAUUGGUAAUACUCACAGACGCGAUUAUGUGAGAUUAUUCUCUCAAAUGUCUGACUAUUUCCAUGCUGUCCCAUCUCAAAUCUACUCAUCAAAAUUAUUUUCGUAACUUUUCUCCAUACCUUGAUGUAUUCUGGAAAAGCCAUUGGUGAAGGGCGAUAAAAUAUUUGUUACUUGAAUAACUUUUGAAUGGUUGCAGGUGUAAAACUUGGAUUGUUUAGGGCAGAGAGACUCCAUUUUUGGCGUAUUUUAAUUUUUUGGAAGGUUACUUAGGGGGAUGUGCGCCUGCAUUCUCUAGUUUCAUGAAUUAAAUCUCCCUGUCAUAAUAUAAAACAGUUGUGUUGGGCGAAACACAUUUUGUAAAUUAUAUAUUAAAAUCAAAGCUGAGAUUUUUUAUAAUAAUUUAUUAAUGUUAUAAUAUAAUAUUAAUUUUACAUAUUCAGAUGAAUCUUAACUAUCAAGUCAAAGCACUGUAAGAAACCGUAAAAUGAUAAAAACUUUCAAAUAUGAAUAAAAGGAAGUGUUUAACCCAAAACGGAUACCUGAACUAUAUUGUAACAAAUACAUUUUUACUAAUGAGAAAUACAAUUUUUCUAUAAAAAUAUUGCUUCAGACUUUGUACAACUUUCAAUUUUUUAUGUUUAAUUAGGUUUAUGUUCUUAUUUGUUUGAUGUUUAUUUUUGACGGUGGAAGGAUUGUGAAGGAUACAGGAUUUUUUCCGGAAAUUUGUCAUUACGAUUUUAGCUAAAUCAAUCAGGUCUUGUGUGUUCGUAGACUUUCAUAUGCAAUAAAUUUAAUACAAUUUAAUGAUGGAAUAGUUUUUUUUUACAUUGGAAGUAUAUAAAAGUGAAAUAUAAAUUUCAGAGUGGAUCGCCUCGACUGCGAGACCCGGUGUGCGAUCGUCAGUGUUCCAGUUCCGGGACAAGACUCAGGCGGAGUUCCGGUGUCCGGACUGUGACAAGGCUUACUUCCAGAAGCACCACCUGGCGCGCCACCAGCGCUUCGAGUGCGGCAAAGAACCGCAGUUCCAGUGUCCGCACUGUCCCAAGCGCUGCAGGCACAAGUACCAUCUCACCUCGCACAUGGUCAACAAGCAUCGGGAGUUCCUGGACGGCCGAGUGGUUAACAUGCACUGAGUGUAGACACACUGUAUUACUGGGCGAUACGUUCACAUUAAACUGUUUCUACAGUCCGUUAGUCUAGUGUUCUGACCCUGAACCUCCAAGGAACAAUCUUCGUAUAAAUCUUAAAUGUCACCAUCAACAUUCAAUCGUACUACAGCGGCAAUAUUUCAAAGCAUCUUAGCAUUACCAUCUUCAACAUCAGCAAUCGAACCCUCAAGUGUGUUAUACUCGUAAGGAUUAUCAUUUGUCAUCCAGGAUGGCUUCUCGGCAGCACUGUUUUCUUCUUCUGUCUCUGCUCUGGAAACUCUUAACAAUAAAGUUGUAUAACUCCAAACUGUAAAGUAUUACUAUACCUCAGUAUCAGGGGAAUAGGUAGUGUGCGAAACAUUUACGUCACAAUUCUCUGUUUUUGUUCUCUUAGGACAAGAAGCUUAUGAAAUGAUUUAAGUCCUAUAAGAACCUUAGGGCAAGGUUGGGGGUAGGAGCCGCCUCCUAUCGAGAUCCAGAGCACUACUCUCAAAGUCAUGUCUCCCGGAAGAAAAGUAGACCAGCUCUGAACCAGCCUCUCUAGUCAAAGCAGCCAGGGGGUGGCAAACCCUUGUUAAGACAAGCAAUAACCUCUGAUAUUUAGGGAACGAACCGCGCCAUCUCCAACAGUUAUAUCCCACAAUACACUAUACCUACCGAUCUACCCCUGCACCCUAGAAGCCCAACAUUUGCGGUUAGUAAUGUGCCGCUCCUGGAAAUCCAUGAGGUUGCCCAGAUUUGAGUAACAUCGGUUUUCCCUGUGCCCAGUGGUAGGUUCAACUAUACCUCUGCUCUUGCUACUUAGCAAGAUAAUUUGUAAUGCGAAUAGCAGGCGUCCAGAAGCCAUUCCAGUGUAUGCGGUGUAGCCGCGCGUACUCACGGGCGUCAGACCUCACGAGGCACCUCCGACUCGAGUGUGGCGUAGAGCCGCAGUUCCAGUGUCCACACUGCCCCAAGCGUUGUCGCCACAACUACCACCUCAACUCUCACAUCAUCAACAAGCACAGCACGCUACUUCCGGGAAACUGAUGACCUUGACCUCAGUGUGUAACUACAUGUUUCCUGUUUACCAGACCUAACUAUAUGUGCAAUAAUUAACUAAAUUCCAUGUUUUGUUAUUAAAUUGUUGAUGUUUUUA
Homalodisca vitripennis (glassy-winged sharpshooter) is the source of this 2336-nucleotide messenger RNA. Its product is annotated as zinc finger protein 425-like. The transcript has 2 exons. The record is from RefSeq and is a predicted model, not a curated record. NCBI's taxonomy places the organism in Eukaryota, Metazoa, Arthropoda, Insecta, Hemiptera, Cicadellidae. The coding region runs from base 2018 to 2227 and encodes 69 amino acids.